AUGGCGUCCGGCUCGUCCUUUCCGACUCCACCCUUGGGGCCGGACGAGAAGCCCCGGGACCUCUGGUACGUGGGCGCGAUCAUCAACGUGGUGGGGAGUAUAGCUAUCAACCUUGGAACGAACCUGAUGAAGCUUGGCCACAAUAAGCGUGCGAAGGUGGAGUACGCAGAGGCGCAAAAGCCCCCCGUGCACAAAUUCAAGGAAUGGGUUAUUGGGAUGUCAUUUUUCUCCGUUGGCAACAUUCUCAAUUUCGUAUCUUUCGGCUUUGCGGCCCAAUCGUUGCUGGCGGCCCUUGGAAGCAUUCAAUUUGUAUCAAACGUUAUCUUCGCUUAUUUUGUGCUGCACGAACAGAUCAACAGAAUGAUUCUUAUAGCAACCGCGUGCAUCGUCGGGGGUUGCAUACUUCUGGUGGUCUUCGGUAACCAGACGUCCGCAACAUACACGGUCAAGGAGCUUACGCAGCUUUACACAAAGCCAGCCUACGUCGUGUACCUCUGCCUGUUGGGGGUCGGCGUCGUCGGGGGAUAUAUCCUGUACCUCCAUGUGCUGACCGUUCUUUUCCCUACAUGCAGUAAAAAUGGGCAGAAGGGUAUCUGGUAUGCGCUGCUCCCCGUGGCUUAUUCCGUCUUCUCGGCGCUUAUCGGAACUCAGAGCGUCCUUUUCAGCAAAAGUAUGUCGGUUAUCUUGCGGUUAACUUUCACCGGUGAGAAUCAGCUUGGCAACUGGUACACGUGGCUGGUGCUGCCGCUUUUCCUACUGACCGCCGUGUUCUGGAUUACACGUCUCAACAAGGGCUUGCGGAUGUUCCCUGCCAUGAUCAUCGUCCCGGUCAUGCAGAUCGCAUGGACCCUCUUUUCCAUCGUGUCGGGCAUGCUGUACUUCCAGGAGUACAAGGGCUUCACACCUCUCAAGUCGAUAAUGUUCCCGAUCGGCGUCCUUGUAAGUCGGGAACGCAGCUGGCGGAACUGCAGUCCCUCCGUACAUAUACUAGCUUGCAUCGGGAAUAAGGUUUGUGUCAGCGGGGGCUGA
Messenger RNA from Volvox carteri f. nagariensis, 1029 nucleotides. RefSeq lists its product as uncharacterized. The record is from RefSeq and is a predicted model, not a curated record. Gene Ontology annotation, biological process: magnesium ion transport. Lineage: Eukaryota; Viridiplantae; Chlorophyta; Chlorophyceae; Chlamydomonadales; Volvocaceae. Gene Ontology annotation, molecular function: magnesium ion transmembrane transporter activity. Bases 1 to 1029 code for a protein of 342 amino acids. The transcript has 9 exons. Gene Ontology annotation, cellular component: membrane.